CCGCCCCCGCCCCGCCCCGCCUGCCAUGGCGCUGCGCUUCUCCGCGAACCUCUCGUGGCUCUUCCAGGAGCUCCCGGGGCUGCCGGCGCGACUGGAAGCGGCGGCAGCCGCCGGGUUCGGAGCGGUGGAGGCGGCUUGGCCGGCGGCCUGCCCGGCCCUGGAGCUGCGGGCCGCGGCGGAGCGGGCGGGGGUGCGGAUCGCGCUCCUCAACACCCCCCCCGGGGACCAGGAGGCGGGCGAGCUGGGGCUGGCGGCCGUGCCCGGGCGGCAGGCAGCCUUCCGGCAGGCCCUGGAGGCGGCCGUGCACUACGCCAGGGCCGUGGGCUGCCGCAGGAUUCAUGUGAUGGCUGGGCGGGUUCCCCUGGGCACAGAGCGGGCUGCAGUGGCAGGUGAGAUGGAAGCCACCUUCAUUGAGAAUCUCCGAUAUACUGCUGACCUCCUGGCCCAGGAAGACAUGAUUGGACUGCUGGAGCCUAUUAACAACCGCAUCACUGACCCUCGCUACUAUCUGAACACCCCACACCAUGCUGCUGCCAUCCUGGAGAAAGUGGGACGGCCCAACCUGAAGCUGCAACUGGACCUCUUUCACUGCCAGAUCAUGGAUGGCAAUUUGUCACGCAACCUGGAGAUGUACUUCCCACUCAUCGGUCAUAUCCAGAUUGCACAGGUACCAGGGCGGCAUGAGCCCGAUAGCCCUGGGGAGUUGAACUUCCCCUACCUCUUCGAGCUCCUGGAGUCCCUUGGCUACACUGGCUACGUGGGGUGCGAGUAUGCUCCGAAGGGAGACACCCUGGAAGGUCUGGGCUGGCUGCGAUCCUACUGGGAAAGCAGAGGGCUGCAGCAUGGUGUGACCAACAAGGCAGCCAAGUGAAACUAGAAAACCAUGAGAAUAAAAGACAAAGCAAUGGCUUAA
This is a messenger RNA of Corvus hawaiiensis (hawaiian crow), 913 nucleotides long. RefSeq names its product hydroxypyruvate isomerase (putative) (gene HYI). NCBI's taxonomy places the organism in Eukaryota, Metazoa, Chordata, Aves, Passeriformes, Corvidae. Gene Ontology annotation, biological process: glyoxylate metabolic process. The coding region runs from base 26 to 871 and encodes 281 amino acids. The transcript is spliced from 8 exons. Gene Ontology annotation, molecular function: hydroxypyruvate isomerase activity. The record is from RefSeq and is a predicted model, not a curated record.